CCUUGUUAACAUCAACUAAUGACUAACCUUAAUUUUGACCUUUUUAUUCCUUUUUUGUUGCUAGAUUUUUAAAGCCUCAAAAUUGACCGGUCACUGAAUUCCGGAAGUGCUGUUUAUCUCCCCAUAGAUUGAGAUAUAAGGAGGAAUGGAGAGACAUGGAUCUGGAAGUAAAUACAUCCGAAGCUCGGGUCAGUACAUCAACAGUUACUUGCAAAGCAUCGGAUCAGGCAGAGUAUAUGGCAGUACCAGAGGCAACACUAGAUUCGAGUCAACCCUUGGACUUGGAGUCAACAGGCAACCUAUUAACUCUGUCAACCGGUUCAACCUUCCUUUCCCUUUGGCCUUGGCUUCGGUAUGUUGAUGAAGAAGCAGAUGGAUCAAGUAGUUAUGGUGAUCAAAUAGACCCAUCAUUGGUAUCCACUGUUAGUCCGUUAGUAUUAACCGAGUCAGCAUUGAUCCAAGGUGCUCAACCUGGACCCAUAGAGUCUCCACAUUUCAUUGACAGUAGGGAUAAAAGUGGUAAACAGUUUCCAUCCAGUGCAAUGGAACCAGCUUGUACCCUUACCAAGUCCAAUGUGAUUGCUAUCGAACCGUGUAUAAAGCGUCCCUUGGGUCGCCUAAGAAGUGGCUCAAGUGGAGCACCAAGGUUUAGUAAUAGUGCAACCGGGGAAAAGGUGAAAGGAGGUCCAGCUGAUAGGAGAGCAAGCUGUGUAAAUCGGGUCGAUUUUCCUCCUUCGUUUUACCUCCACCGUACACGACGAUUAUCACGUAAGCAGCUUUCAUCUGAACGUGAAGGUUCAUCUUCAUCUUCAGUUUCUGCAGAACCAAUCACCAAUCCGGACCUGCCUUAUCCUGACUACACUGAACUUUCAUUUCGAUGUCUAAGUCAAUAUUCACCAGUUCGUCGAGUCUGUCUGGCCAUGAUUUCCAAUCCAUGGUUUGAGCGAAUCAGCAUGAUGGCAAUCCUGUUGAACUGUAUAACUCUUGGAAUGUAUCAACCCUGUGUCGAUGAAGUUUGCCAUCGGUCACAAUGUAAAGCUCUUCAAGUUUUCGAUGACAUGAUAUUUCUCUUCUUUGCUGCUGAAAUGUUCAUCAAAAUGACUGCCAUGGGAAUCAGAGGAUCAAAAGGAGCUUAUCUAUCGGAAACUUGGAAUAGACUUGAUUUUUUUAUUGUCAUUGCAGGUGGUCUAGAAUAUAUCAAUUUGGUUGGGAAUAUCAAUCUUUCUGCAAUUCGUACUGUUCGAGUUUUACGUCCAUUGCGAGCCAUCAACAGGAUUCCAAGCAUGAGAAUUUUGGUGAUGCUUCUUUUGGAUACUCUUCCUAUGCUAGGAAAUGUCCUACUUUUAUGCUUUUUUGUAUUCUUUAUUUUCGGAAUUAUUGGUGUUCAAUUAUGGGCUGGACUGUUGAGACAACGAUGUUUCCUUGAACUACCUGAAAACAUUACACUGCCCGACAACUACAACAUGUCAACAUAUUUUGUUGAAAAGAUUAAAUCGGGCGAUCCAAUAACAUCUCAUUAUCAGGUGAUGGCUGACACAGAAAAAGAUUACAUUUGCAGUCUUGAUAAGGAUCAUGGUAUGCACAGGUGUGAUAAUCUUCCUUUGGCUAAAAUUGGUAAACAAGAAUGUUUGGGUGAAGCAGUUCCCUUCUCUGAUAAUAAACCCAAUGAAACUUGGUGUGUUAAUUGGAAUCGCUAUUAUACCAAAUGUAAACAUGGAGAUAAAAACCCUUUCCAAGGUGCAAUGUCAUUUGAUAAUGUUGGAAUGGCUUGGACAGCAAUAUUUCUUGUUAUCUCAUUAGAAGGUUGGACAGAGAUAAUGUAUUAUGUUCAAGAUGCUCACUCCUUUUGGGAUUGGCUUUACUUUGUUUUAUUAAUUGUGAUUGGUUCAUUUUUCAUGAUAAACCUAUGCCUGGUUGUGAUUGCAACUCAAUUUUCUGAAACCAAAAAAAGAGAGUUGGAACGAAUGAAACAAGAAAGAGCCAGACUUGCUUCAAACUCCAACAGUUCCCUUGCCAGUGGAUCAGAGUCGGAACCAACCAAUUGUUACGAUGCAAUAAUUAAAUAUUUAGCUCACCUUGGUCGUCGUGCUAAGCGAAAAAUGUGGCGCUAUUAUAGAGAAUAUCGAAGGCGUAAACGGCGCUUAGGUAAACACGGAACAACUCAAAGAUUAGAACCUUUGUGCUCUCGAUUAACACCGUCUGGGGCAACUCGAACCUCCGACAAUGGUAAUCGAUCCGCUUUUGUUGUGAUAGCAUCACAUUCAGACACAGAGUGUUUCGGCUCAAAAGACUCUAGAAGUUGCAACAAUAACAACAAUUGUAGCAACAGCGCCAACAAUAAUUCCAAUAACAAUAAUAAUUCCAAUUUAAUCCAUCAUUCACACCGUAAUCAUUCCCAUGGUAAUCAUCAUGGCAAACACUGUCAUCAUCAUUACCACCACCAUCACCAUCAUCACCAUUAUCAUCACAAUGCAAAACAUCAUCGAAAUCAUCGUCAAUCUUGUAAACACAGACACAGUCAUUCUGGCUGUUCAGACCAUCCGUCAUGUUCAAAUCUUGAUGAGGGAACUUUGGAAACUGAUAAACUGAUAAGUGACAAGGAACGAAAUUUAACUUUUAAAUCUGUGGAAGGAAAAAAUUCAUUGGCCGUUGAUGAUCAACACCAGCAAUCUUGUUCAAUAACCUCUUCUUGUGAUAGCAAUUGUGAUAAUUCUCGAACAAUUAUUCACAGCACCAAUUCCGACACAAAGUGUUCAUCCUCAUCAUCAGCUGUAAAUGGAAAUACCGGUAAAGAUGAUAAUCAAGAAUCAAAGAGUUUAUCAGAUAAUCGAUGUUUAACCUCACCGGAAUCAAAGCGACGCCUAAAUAGUCAUUAUUCGUCCAUUACCAUGAUUACACCAAAUGUUAAUGAAUGCAAUGAGAUGGUUGAUGAAUCCAUUUCAAGUAGACCGGUUCAAGUCAAUUUGAUGCAACAAUUGCCAAACAAAUUCAGCAAAUCGGAUCAUUUAAGAUUCCAAAUUCCAGAUCAUCAACAAAUAGUAAACUACAACGGAAAAUCGGACAAUUUGGUCAAUAAUCGUCAUUCUCAUCGUUCACAAUCAAAGUCUCCCACAUUAGCAUCUACUCCUGCCUAUCCAUCAACUCAACAUCUUCCCUUGUCGAGCAAACUGAUUGCUUACCAGCGGUCAACAUCCCGCCAUUGUUCAGCACCAACGUUGACUUUAUUUCGUUCCCAGGGAAACAACCUUGGAGUGCCAUUAUCAAGCUCAAAGUGCUUUGAGUCAACAUCAGAAAGUGUUGAUCGACGGCCAAGCAAAGGACAAGCCAAUAUCGACUCAUCUUUGUUACCCUCACAAGCUCAACACUAUCAGCCUCACAACUCACACCAAGGCCAAGAAGUCAAUGUUAGCGAUGCAAGUCUCUUCGUUUGCAUGAGUGGACUUGAUGGUUCUCCAGGCUGUGGUACCAAUGCCGCCAUCGGGCCAUCUGGAAGUCCAAGUAAUUGUAAAGAACGAGAUGGAUCUCGAUGUUCCUGGUCCGGUGGAACAGAUGAUGAGGCUGAUGAUGAUGUAGCCACAGAUGAUGAAGAAAACUCUUUGGAUUCACUCGACGAUGAUCAAGUCUGCGAAUGUUGCAUCGAGUCUCGUCUUUUAAUCUGUCUACGUUUCGUUCGUCGUUACCUUCGUCUACUGGUUAACCAUCGUUACUUUCAACGUUUCAUUUUCCUAGCAAUUCUUUUCAACACUCUUUCCAUGGGAAUCGAGUAUCACAAUCAGCCCGACGAGUUGACACAAGCUCUUGAAAUGUCCAACCUCAUCUUUACCUUUCUCUUUGGCAUCGAAAUGGCACUUAAAAUCCUAGCCGAAGGAUGCUUCCACUACAUUUCCGACGGAUUCAACGUUUUCGACGGAAUCGUCGUCCUUGUAAGCAUUAUGGAGCUCAUUGAAGACUCUGGCAGUGGCUUAUCAGUUUUGAGAACCUUUCGUUUGUUGCGAAUAUUAAAAUUGGUUCGUUUCAUGCCAGCAUUGAAGAGACAAUUGGUUAUAAUGCUUCGAACCUUGGAUAAUGUUGCUGUUUUUUUCGCUCUUCUAGUUCUUUUCAUAUUCAUUUUUAGUUGCCUUGGCAUGCAUCUUUUUGGUGGUAAAUUUUGUUCCAAGCUUGAUGGUAGCCCAUGCUCUUGUCGGGACAUUUUGAAUAAAAACCUUACUUGUAUUUGUGAUCGUAAACGUUUUGAUAAUUUUCUCUGGGCCUUGGUAACCGUUUUCCAGAUAUUAACUCAAGAAGAUUGGAAUGUAGUUUUAUUCAAUGGCAUGGAACGAACUACUCACUGGGCUGCUCUUUACUUUGUUGUCCUAAUGACUUUUGGUAAUUAUGUCCUUUUUAACCUUCUUGUUGCUAUUCUGGUUGAAGGAUUCUCUCAAGAGAAAGAUGAAGAUAAAAAGGACAGUUUGGAUGGGGAAGAUGAAGAUGAUGAGCAAGUCAAAGAUGAAAAGUUAAUUUAUUUUUACAAUUCUGGUGACAAUCUUGAAAAAGAACUUCAUUUAUUAACAAAUCCUCCUGGAAUUACAUCGCGAUUUAGAAAUAAAGUGGACGCUUCGACUGAACAACCAUUCCAAGAGACAAAUGCUCAAUCCGAUUUUAGCUCAUAUUAUCCACCCAGAAUUAUACACACUGCAGCCACACCUCAAGGUUCACCUGGACCACAGGAACUAUCUUAUGGUCAUAAGCACCUUAAUUUGUCAAGUUUGGCCCUCAAUAGUCAGCCUCAAUUGAAUGUUGAAAAGUCACAGUCCAAAUUUGAAGAUCAUACAUCUUCGAGUAGUAUUGGACGGAAGCUAAGUACACUAACCUCCCUGAUGCCCAACCUGAUUCCUGGAACACCAUUUCGUUUGUCUCCUUAUUCAACAAUCCGUCGACCCAGCAUAAGUAAAGUUGAUUAUCCUGAUCGAUGUUAUGGUUCUUUGGUUAGUCCUCCUAUUGUAGUUGAAAGAAGCUCACAACCAUCGACUGGCAAUGAACAAGAAUCGCCUGGAAUAGUGACAUCAUCAAAUUCAUCGAACAUUCCGGGAACAUCAUUUAUCUUUCCCCCUGAAUCUCAUGAUUCCAAUUCACUGUUGACAGGCCAACAGUCAACUCUAUUCAGUGAAAGAUUGAGUGAACCCUCAACACUAUUAACAUCAAAAACAGUUUGUCCGCGAAAAUCAUCACCACAAGUGAAUCUAAUUGUUCAAACUCAAGGAAUCAUUGAGGAAACAAGUGAAAGUCUAACUUCACCAAGUUCAUCUCAAAAUGAUUUUCCACCGGUAAACUCAUUGAAUGCAACACCAGAAAAGAUUGAUGAAACUCUAAUGAUGGAUCAAAAUGAAAAUAGUUGUCUGGAAAAAUCAUUAAAUGAUUCAUCAUUUUCACCUUUACUACAACAAAGGCAACUUGAACAACAACAGUUGGUUGAAACAAGUGAAAAUCAAUAUCAACGUGAAAAUCAAUAUCAACGUGAAUCAAUUGAUAACCAAUUGACUAGUCAAACAAUUAAAUCCCUGCGUAAACACUAUAAGGCAGGUCUAUUAAGUUCAUCAUUAGCCAACUCAAAUGUUUCCUUUAACCAAACCGUUCCAAUUAAUGAUAAUGUAAAUCAACGUAAAACGUCCACAACAACCUCACCGCCACCCUUUUCAACCUCAACGGAACCCUUUCCAACCCACAAUGAGACCAAACGCAACUCUUCGGGACCCAUUCUGGUAACACCAAGAAGUUCACUUAGCCUUAAAAGUCCCAAUGAUUCCGUUUCAACUCCCUCACCGGGCCAUUAUUCGGGUGACAAAAGGUACUCCUUGAUCCACGAGAUUAAAGCCCUCAGUCUGGGUAACUCGUUGAGCGGAGUUUUCUAUUGUUCUUCGCUGAUUACCAGAAAAUAUUCAUCUGAAACUGAACCAGCCACCGGCUCUGUGCCCGUAGAAGCUCCCAUUUGUAACCAUUCCAGUGAACCGGCAGCACUUGCCAAUCGAAACUCAUCAUCGGGUUUACCCGAGUUUAAUCAAGAUUCAAGUGAUUCACGUAAAUCGGUUCGCAUUGAGGGCAAGUGUGAGGUCAACUUGACAUCGCCUUCGAGACCCUUGUUGAGUGGAGUAACAACGACAACUGAAGUCACGAAAAGCAAAGACUCAAAUGGUGGGUUGUCAGCCACUUCGGGAACUGGUUAUUUGGUUUCACCUUCGGGUCCAACGAUUGGCUCUGGUUUGGGUUCCAGAGGUUUUCAGGAGCGUAAAUUUUGUGCCUACUUUAAAUGGUAUGACUGGAUGUCCAAGCGAGACAAUUGUUCACUGUUUCUGUUUCCACCCAAUAACAAGAUUCGUAUCAAUUGUGCCAUCAUAACUGAACAUCGGUGUUUCGAUUAUGUUAUACUUAUAUUUAUAUCUCUCAAUUGUAUUACACUUGCCAUGGAGCGACCCAAGAUACCACCUUGGAGUAUCGAAAGGGAACUUUUAACGGCGGCCAAUUAUCUAUUUACUGUUGUCUUUGCUCUUGAAAUGGCACUCAAAGUAAUUGCCAAUGGUCUUUGGUAUGGUGAUAAAGCCUACUUCAAGAGUGGUUGGAAUGUUAUGGACGGUAUUCUGGUUGGUGUUUCCCUCUUUGAUCUUUUCCUUUCCUUUAUUGCUCAGAAAAGUCCAAGAAUAUUUGGUAUUCUCAGAGUUUUUCGUCUUCUCCGUUCACUUCGACCUCUAAGAGUCAUCAAUAGAGCGCCAGGACUCAAGCUGGUUGUCCAAACACUAUUGUCAUCCUUGAGGCCAAUCGGAAACAUCGUCUUAAUUUGCUGUACAUUCUUCUUAAUAUUCGGUAUUUUAGGCGUUCAACUAUUCAAAGGUGCUUUGUUUUACUGCGAAGGUCCAGAUGUGAGGUUUGUUAAAAACAAGACUGACUGUCUAAGUGACCCUCGGAAUCGUUGGGUCAAUCGAAAGUACAACUUUGAUAAUCUCGGUCAAGCACUGAUGGCACUGUUUGUGCUCUCUUCCAAGGAUGGUUGGGUCAACAUAAUGUAUACUGGGUUGGAUGCUGUUGGUGUCGAUCAACAGCCACGUGAAAAUUACAACGAAUGGCGUUUAUUGUAUUUCAUCUCCUUCUUACUGUUGGUUGCCUUUUUUGUCCUUAACAUGUUUGUCGGUGUUGUGGUUGAAAAUUUUCAUCGCUGCCGAGAGGAACAAGAGAAAGAAGAGCGUGCCCGUCGAGUCGAGAAAAGAGCACGAAAAUUGGAGAAACGACGGCGAAAAAUGAGAGAACCGCCGUAUUAUAUUGGUUAUGGUCCAUUUCGAUUGAAAACUCAUAAUAUGGUGACAGGAAAAUAUUUUGAUGCCAUUAUAGCUGGUGUUAUCUGUUUAAAUGUAAUAACCAUGUCAUUGGAGCAUUAUCAAAUGCCCUGGGAAUUGGAAUAUUCCCUGAAGAUGUUCAAUUUUGUUUUUACCUCGGUUUUUGUUUGUGAGGCCUUAAUGAAACUUUAUGCACUUGGAAUCCGUCGUUACCUCAAAGAUAAAUGGAACCAAUUGGAUGUUCUAAUUGUUAUACUGUCCAUUGUUGGUAUAAUUUUGGAAGAAAUGGAAUCAGAAUUGAUUCCAAUCAAUCCGACCAUAAUUCGGGUUAUGAGAGUGGCGCGAAUCGCGCGUGUCCUUAAACUUCUUAAAAUGGCCAAAGGAAUGCGUGCCUUGUUAAACACUGUUAUGCAAGCGCUUCCCCAAGUAGGUAACCUUGGCCUACUUUUUUUUCUAUUAUUUUUUAUCUUCGCUGCUCUUGGAGUUGAAUUAUUUGGUCGUUUAGAAUGUGAUGAUGAUCAUCCAUGCCAAGGGCUUUCAGAACAUGCCCACUUCCAGAACUUUGGAAUGGCUUUUUUAACAUUAUUCAGAGUUGCCACGGGAGACAAUUGGAAUGGUGUUAUGAAGGACACUCUACGAGACCAAUGUGACUCUUCACGAGAUUGUUUACGAAAUUGUUGUGUAUCUCCUGUUAUAGCACCUCUUUAUUUUGUUAUAUUUGUUUUAUUGGCUCAGUUUGUUUUGGUCAAUGUUGUUGUUGCCGUUCUAAUGAAACACCUGGAAGAGUCUCACAAAAACAUGGAAGAAGAUGAAGAUUAUGAGAUUGACAUGGAGAUUGCAAGAGAACUGGCUGCUGAAAAGAAAGCACUGGAAGAUGCCAUUGAAAGAAAGAAACGUGACGAUGAGCUUAGAAAGUGUAAAUCAGCAUUUCAUCGAGUAGCUUCACUUCCAGCCAACUUUAAAUUUCACUUUGGUAUCGAUCAAAUGAUAGGGUCAGAUGAAGAGGAAGAAGGUCAAGAUAAUGAAGAGCGACAUAACUUGAUACCAAAUAGUUUCAAUCGGGAAGCAAGUUGCGAUAAUCAAAAUGUGUAUGAAGCUGAUCAACUCCGUGGUUACAAUUUAAGAUUUUUGGAUAAGAAUUGCGACUAUACAAGUCAGGAAAGACAGAAUUGGCGGCAUCCCGUCAGUGAAGGUCCAUUCAUACAAAUAGAUACAAUUGAAGACGAUAAUGAUAAAGAUGACAGAAGAAGGUUGUUAACUCGAGGAGAAGGUAACAAUACUCUUUACAGCGAGUUAGCUGGCCCUGGCUUGACAACACCACGUAAAUUAUCUGAUGUUACCAUAGUUGAUGAAGAGUCAUCUCUGCUCACUCAAUGCCUUUUACCUUCAUAUCCCGAAUUAGCUUUAGAAUCGGACGCUGUUUCAGUUGAAUCAAUAACAUGGACUGGGGAAGCAAGUGAAAGUGAAAAAUCGUUAAACUCCCCACCAUCUGGCUCAGAAAACCAUCAAGAACAAGACUUGCAGCAACACCGGCAACAGUUUCCACUCCAAUCUCAUAUUUCGCCAGCGCCUACAUCAUCUAAACCAAGUAUUCAACAUGAGUCAUCAUUGUAACAAAAUUCGAGAAAAAACAUGUCAAUAUUAGAAAAAGAAAAUUUACUCACAAUUUGCAUCUAAGGACCAUGAUUUCAUUUCAAAUUCACCGUUUAUCUUUUACCAACAUCUCGAGUUAGCGGUAUUUUACAGUAAAUUGUAUUCCUCAUUCCAAUUCAAUUUCCAGCAAAGAAAAAAUUUCCAUUCAAAAUGAGACAAUUAUUGGAACAUGAUAAAUUUGUAAAUCAAAAGUAUCUUUUAAAUGAAGACUUGAUCUUUUUCUGUGAUAGCUUUGAACUUUUCUCAUUUCUUUGUCAAACAACAGAAACAAAAAACUGCAAAAACACGAUGAGUAGCAACUUGAUAAGCAACUAAAAUUGAUUCAAAGUUCAACAUAAACAUAAUAGAGUUGAACGAUGAUAAAUUGUUAUUAACAGUAACAAUAUCGAUAGUUAUCGAUAUUUUUGGGUAGACAAUAUAUCGAUAGCAAAUUGAUUUAACAAUUGUAAGUUAAUUUGCAUUUUUGUUUUAAUUUUUAGGAUCAUUUCUUUUUUCAUUAAAAAGUGCCAUUUUGUCCAAAUGUUUUCGACAAUAAUACCAAUAAAUUUACGAUCAACUAUCGAAAAAUUGUUUCGUGUUAUCGUUCAACACUAAAGUUCAUUGUUGACCAGUUAUUACCAGAAACCAGAUUUACCAACAUUAAUAGUUCAACAGUUGUAGAAGCUUUAAAUAUAAAUCCUUUUGUUUCUUUUUUAAUCAUUAUCCAUGGAUAACCAAAAAUUGUCAACUAGCAGUUCAAUAGAAACCAAAAAUUACCAAUUCAGUUGAUCUUUAGAAGAGAAUAGCUGAGCACAAAUAAUGUUAAAGAAUAAAACCAUUAGCAUAAUUACCCAAACAAUAAA
Messenger RNA from Tetranychus urticae (two-spotted spider mite), 9796 nucleotides. NCBI's taxonomy places the organism in Eukaryota, Metazoa, Arthropoda, Arachnida, Trombidiformes, Tetranychidae. The record is from RefSeq and is a predicted model, not a curated record.